AUGCGCGCACCGCUGCGUUCGGCCGCCACGGCGGACGGGCGAGGAAUUUUCGUGUGGGGGAAGGGGUGUCUGGGCUUCGCUCUUUCUCCCGUCUCCGUCUUCCCCCGCUCUCUGGCCGGCUUCGCGGCACGAUGGCGGCCGAAGAGCGGCCGUCUGCGCCGGCCUCGAAUUCUUCUGGGUCAGAAUGUUGUGCGAGUGAACUUGCGAGGCGCGGCCCAACCAUUUCUGGGGGCACAGAAUGCUGUCGGACCCAAAAUGCUGUACGUGCUGUGGAGAGAGAAGUGGGGGGACGCCGGCGGGCCGGAGGGGAGAAGAAGAAGAAGACGGCCUCAAGAAAACGCAUCGUCGGCCCAAAAGAAGAAGGAAGAAGAGACUUUUUGGUUACGUUUUUUCGCUUCACUCCUCCGGCCCAACCGCCUUCAGGAUUCCAGAUGA
Bursaphelenchus xylophilus (pine wood nematode) is the source of this 435-nucleotide messenger RNA. The record is from the annotation of a GenBank genome assembly. Lineage: Eukaryota; Metazoa; Nematoda; Chromadorea; Rhabditida; Aphelenchoididae.